AUGGGUAUGUUCGAAAACGUCCCUCCGAACGAACGAAUAUCGGAAAACAAGUAUACUGAUAUCAACUGGCAUCAACAGCCCGAAGGUGCUACUCCAGAACAUGCAAUUCUCAUUGCUGACCCACAGCUCGUCGAUCCUCAUACGUACGUUCGAUCAAAGCCUGCAAUGGCGGCAACAAUGUACUACAUUGACCGAUACCUCGGCCGAGUCUACCAGGAUAUUCUUACCGGCCUCAGUCCGUCAUCCGUAAUCUUCCUCGGCGACCUAUUCGACGGUGGUAGAGAAUGGGAUACCCAGGACACAGCUGCGUCACCAGGCGGAACCGGUCUGGGCGAGAAGGCACGCAUGAACGACGCAUACUGGCACCAUGAAUACGAACGGUUCCAGAGAUUAUUCCCUAACGCGCCCGGCGUCUUGACGAUUAAAUCUCUACCUGGCAAUCACGACUUAGGGUUCGGAAAGGGUAUCAAACCGGCAGUUUACGAAAGAUUCAGGACGUACUUUGGAGAAACAAACUCAGUAUGGGAAAUUGGAAAUCACUCGUUCGUGCUGGCCGACACAGUUUCAAUGUCAGAUGACAGACAGAGCGCAGAUGGAUGGAGGGUCGGUGGAAAGGCAAAACAAUGGCUUGACGAGUACGGCAAGGGGAUGCAUCAGCCGGUACCUAGAACGCCAGUCCCAAGGAAAUUGAUGUCCCAGCAAAUCCAACUUGCGAAUGAAAAGGACACCGGAGACCAAGGACAGCCGCCACCACAGCAGAAUAUGUUUAACAGGCGAUUGCCUUCCAUACUGCUAACCCAUGUUCCGCUGUACAGAGGCCCAAAUACGCCAUGUGGACCCCUCCGCGAGUCUAAAGCGCACGGCGGUGGAAUCCCCUUCCGAGCUGGCUAUCAAUACUCCAACGUCCUUUCCCACGACCUCAGCCGUGAUCUCCUCCAGAAAGUUUCACCAACCUGGGUCUUCUCCGGCGAUGACCACGAUUAUUGCGUCCAUGAGCACUCCGGUGUCGGCGACCCGGGCAAAGGUAUCCGCACAGGACGCUGGGGAGUCGUCAAAGAAAUCACGGUCAAAUCCAUCAGCUGGUGCAUGGGAAUCCGCAGACCCGGUAUCCUCCUCUUGAGUCUCUACAAUCCAGACGAACGUGACUACCCACAUGAAAACCUCAUUAAGAACUUCGAGAAAAACCAAGCCCGCAAGAAAAACCGCCUCGAUAACGCCACCGAAUACAGUAUAAACGCCCAAACUCACCUUUGCCUUCUCCCCGAUCAACUAGGAAUCUUCUUCCUCUACGCAGGCUUAUUCGCCUGGACCCUUAUCAUCCUCGCUAUCAAAAUCCAACACUCCCCUUACUAUCACCGCUCUUCGUCCUCAUUUUCAAGAUCAGGUAAAACCGGCAACCCCCCACCUUCCCUCUUUAUCUCCCCAGAAAAGGCGAAUUUUAACGCCAAGAAACAAGAUCCCAUUCUACCAUUAGCAACCCCCACGCCCACGACCGCCACUUUCAUGUAUCAUCAGCAUACACUGAUCCCCGCGGUCAACGGUACCACGUCGAGUACGCUCGCCACGCCGCCGCUCGGAGGGAUUUCCCAGAAACCCCGUGCCACUGCGUCAGGAAGUUUGUCGCCUGGAGGGUCCAGGGCCUCGAGUCCUAGACCUGGAAUGGGAGGAUACGGAUACCCGCCCUCAGGACGAGUUACCCCGACCUCGGAUAGAGACGAUGAGAAGUAUAAGUACAGAAAGGAGGCGACGGUGAUGAUUGAUCCUACUGGAAUCUCCGGAGCGAUGAACCAGUGGAUUGAGAAAAGUGGAGCUGGAGAUGUUGCAGCAAAGGGACGCGAAGAGGCUAAGAAAUGGAUUGAUGAGAAGAGCUUUUCGUUACAAAAGGCCUUACAAUCCAAUUUUGUAGGAAGACAGGUGGUUAAGGGAUGGAGAAAAGGAAAGGCAAGAGUCUGUGGAUCUUGGAUUGAGAGGAAGACAAGAGAUAUUAGAUCCGUUCUAUGGGCGGUUUGUCUGGAUUGCAGGGAUAUCGCUGCUAUUGUACUACCAUUCUAUUGGUGGUGUCUGACAUCAUAUUGA
Messenger RNA from Orbilia oligospora ATCC 24927, 2076 nucleotides. RefSeq lists its product as uncharacterized. The transcript has a single exon. Gene Ontology annotation, molecular function: hydrolase activity. Gene Ontology annotation, biological process: GPI anchor biosynthetic process. The coding region runs from base 1 to 2076 and encodes 691 amino acids. Gene Ontology annotation, cellular component: endoplasmic reticulum. NCBI's taxonomy places the organism in Eukaryota, Fungi, Ascomycota, Orbiliomycetes, Orbiliales, Orbiliaceae. The record is from RefSeq and is a predicted model, not a curated record.